Messenger RNA from Lachnellula hyalina, 786 nucleotides. RefSeq lists its product as uncharacterized. Gene Ontology annotation, biological process: poly(A)+ mRNA export from nucleus. Gene Ontology annotation, cellular component: nucleus. The record is from RefSeq and is a predicted model, not a curated record. The transcript is spliced from 2 exons. NCBI's taxonomy places the organism in Eukaryota, Fungi, Ascomycota, Leotiomycetes, Helotiales, Lachnaceae. Bases 1 to 786 code for a protein of 261 amino acids.
AUGGCCGACUACACCCAACUCAAGGUGCCAGACUUGAAGAAGCUGUUGCAGGAGCGUGGUUUGACGCUAUCUGGUAACAAGGCGGAUCUCAUUGCGCGCCUGUCAGAGCAUGAUAAGAAAGAUGGAGGUGGUACUGCAGCUGGUGAGGAUGAAAUCGACUGGGAUGAAGAUGACAAGGCUACAACAGCACCAGCUGCUGCCGCCAUUGCUGCUGGAGGUCAAGGACAAGUCGCAAAUCCGACUGCGGUUCCCAAUCAAAAAGUCGAUACCGAUCCCUCUGCGACUACCGAUUUAAAGGUCAUCGGCGGAGAUGCAGUGCCAGUAGCAGCAGAUGGCGUUAUCGCAGCAUCAGGCGCAACAUCUACAGACGCUGCUCCGAUUCCAGAGGAGCCAAAGGAGGAUUUUAGCAUUGGUAUUCAACAAACCGAUGCAGAAAAGGAGGCAGCAAGACGCGCGGCACGGGCCAAACGAUUCGGCAUAUCAGAGGAUGACGAAGCGACGAAGUUAGCAGAACGGGCAAAGAAAUUCGGCGUUGAGACUAAAGAGUCAGUUGUUCAGGGUCUAGAUUCUGCUUUGCCGGAACGCAGACAAAAGAGGGGAAGAGAGGACAAGCAGAGUCAAGGUGGUCGGAAUGCAAAGAGACAGACACCGGAUCGACGAACGGGGCCAGGACCAGGACCGAAGCCCGCGGCAGCCGCUAAAAAGCCUUCAACCCGAGUUGUCGAUGAUCCGAGUGAGAAAGCAAAGGCGGAAGCACGAGCGAAGAGGUUCGAAUCGGCUGCUUAG